AUGGAGAGCGCUCUGCUGUGUGCUUCUCGCUUUGUUCCUUCAACAAUUAAGCAUUAUAGUGAAGUGGGUGCAUUUGGAAGGAAUUUUCAUACUUCAUUUUGUGUCCAAGUGCCAUACAGCAAUUCCCUUUUGAGUAGAAAUACUGGAACUGCUCGUAGAAGCCGUAUUGUCAUCGCUUCAGUGGUUGGAAGGAAAGUUAAGAAAGAGACUAUCAUUCCUGACCCCGAUUACCGCAUCCCAGUAGUCCUUCUUGGUAUGGCUGGUGCUUUAGUUUAUGUAGAUAAUUUAUCAGCAGCAGUCCCCGUUGGUCUUCUUGGACUACUCCUAUUGGUCCAGACAACAAGAGUGAGAUUCGUCUUUGAUGAGGAAGCUCUGGAGGUGAAAAUUGGCGAUCAACUUCAAGAGUCAGGUCCAAAUGCUUUUGUGGGAGGAAAAAACCGCUGGAAGUAUUCAACAUUUGUGAACUGGGAGCUGUGGUGGCCUAAUUUCCCUAUUUUAGUAUAUUUUAAGGAGAAACAAACAAAGCCUGAAGGUCAAGUGCACUUUUUCCCAAUAAUUUUUAACGGAAAGCAACUUUAUGAUGUUAUGGUUGAAAGAUGUGGUUCUUCAAAAACUAGUGCACCCAAAUAG
Molecule: messenger RNA, 630 nt
Organism: Fraxinus pennsylvanica
Lineage: Eukaryota; Viridiplantae; Streptophyta; Magnoliopsida; Lamiales; Oleaceae
Source: the annotation of a GenBank genome assembly